Messenger RNA from Meira miltonrushii, 2460 nucleotides. RefSeq names its product P-loop containing nucleoside triphosphate hydrolase protein. The coding region runs from base 1 to 2460 and encodes 819 amino acids. Lineage: Eukaryota; Fungi; Basidiomycota; Exobasidiomycetes; Exobasidiales; Brachybasidiaceae. The record is from RefSeq and is a predicted model, not a curated record. Gene Ontology annotation, molecular function: ATP hydrolysis activity; ATP binding. The transcript has a single exon.
AUGGCAAAAACUGCUGCAAUCGAAUUAAUCGCCAGAUGGAAGAAUCGGAAGAUUGUACCGAUCAAAGAAGCGGAACCGAAAAAGUCAAAGAAGAAGGUUGAAAUUAUCAAAAAGGAAGAAAGUGCACCCUCUACCAAUCAAGAAAAUGGAGGGGAUAGCAAAGAUGGAAGCGUCGAUGCCAAAGAAGGCAAACAAAAGAUUAAGCUCAAAGAACGCAAACAUCUUGCAACCCAAGCAGCAGCAAACGCAAAGAUUUCAGGUUGGGCAGAAGACGUUCACGCAAGUCAUCUAGAGGCAGAAGUGGCAGCUUUGGCAAUCAGGGCAACCAGUCAAGAAUCAAGAUUUUAUACAGAAUAUACCACAACUGCAACAAAAGAGAUCGACUUGAAAGAUGUGAAUUUAUUUGUCGGAGAAAAACAAUUACUCAAUGAUGCUCACCUUCGUAUCAAGGAAGGUGUUAAGUAUGGUCUCGUAGGAAAGAAUGGGGCUGGUAAAUCAACACUUCUUCGUGCUUUAGGUGAUGGUCUGAUUCCCGGAUUGCCGUCCAAUGUCAAAGUUCUACUCGUGUCGCAAUUGGGCAUAGAAGAGUCACUGCGAAUUUUGGCAAGAUCGGAAUCAAGAGCCUUGACUGUACUGGAUGCAGCUUUACAGGGAGACAAACAACGUGUACAAGCUGAAAGGGAAGUCGACAUCCUCUCCAAAGCGAUUGACGCUCAAGACUCUAAAGGCUUACAAGAAGUUGUUAAAGAACUUUGGCGGGAUAGAUCAUUUGCAGAACUGGAAGAAGCUCGAAGGAUAUCCUUACGCAGAAGUGGAGCGAUUGGCAAACAAGCAAGAACAGCAUUGAUCGAAGCAGAGAAACGAUACGAAGACGCAAAAGCUGACUUUCCACAACAUGGAGAUGAAGAUGAUUGGGAGCAACAUGCCUCAAAGCUGCAUACCGAAGCAAUGACUGUUUUGGAAGAAACUGAUGCAGCAACGGUGGUUCCACGUGCACAUGCAAUCUUGCGUGGUCUAGGAUUCAGUGAUGAGAUGAUCCAGAAGCCUUACUCAAAUCUUUCUGGAGGUUGGAGAUCUCGUUGCUCGUUGGCAUCAGCUUUGUUAUUGUCCAAUCAUGUCUUGCUGCUUGAUGAACCGAUCAAUUUCCUCGAUUUGCCAAGUAUUUUGUGGCUCGAACAAUUUGUUCGAAAUAGCGAAGAAACGGUCAUCACAGUUGCACACGAUGUUGAAUUCUUGAAUACGGUCAGUGAUGAACUUAUUGUUGUAAGGAACAACAAGUUGGAAUACUUUGAUGGUAACUUGGCGGAAUAUAUGCGCACCAAAAGAAGACAACACAAACAUGCCGUUAGACAACAAGAUGCGAUGGACAAAAAGAAAGAUUUGAUUGAGAAAUCUAUUCAAGAAGGAAGAAAGCAAGCUAAGAAGAGCGGUGAUGAAAAUCGAAUGAGGAUGGUGAAAAGUAGACAAAAGAAGUUGGAAGAUCGAUGGGGAUUGGAGAGAAAUGCGGCCGGACAUCGAUUCAAGCUGAAUAGGGAUUUAGGUGGUUACUAUCUAACGUCUCGUGCUGGAAUUGAAAUUGAAGAGCAAGGUCCGCCUGUGCACUACGAAUUUAUCGAUCCAGAUCCGUUGCCAUUUGCUGCUUCUUUGUUGCAUUUGGAAAAUCUAACGUUCCAACAUCAAACAGCCAAACAACCUUUACUCAAAGAUGUCAAUAUCACAAUUGAUAUAGGAGAUCGGAUUGGAUUGGUAGGACCGAAUGGACACGGAAAGACGACAUUGCUGCAAUUGAUCAUGAGUGAAAGACAGCCAACUUCAGGCAACAUUCAAAAGCAUAGCCGAAUGCGAAUUGCCUAUUAUGCACAACAAGCAAUGGCAGAUGUUGAUUUUCAGACAUCCAAACAAACGGCAUUAGAACACUUUUUAGAACAUUGUUCUGCGCAAGAAUUGCUGAAUGAAAAUCGAGCUAGAGGUUUCUUGGCUCAAUUUGAUCUUAAAGGUAGAACGGUGGAUGCACUUCCGAUUGGAAAGCUAAGUGGUGGUCAAAGAGUCAAGCUUUUAUUGGCAGAAGUUGUUUGUGGUGGACCUCAUAUUUUGAUUUUGGACGAAGUGACUACGCAUAUGGAUAGUGAUUCGAUUCGAGCAUUGAUUGGGGCUCUUAAGCGAUUCAAAGGAGCAGUAAUUUUAAUUUCACACGAUCGACAUGCGAUCAAAGAAGUGGUAGAGGGCAAACCAACAGAAGAGAUGGAAGGAUCAGGAUCAGAAGAAGAAUCGAGCGAAGAGGAAGAAGAUGAAGAUCAAAUUGGAUCUUUGAAUCCUUCAGGCACGGCCGCUCAACGAAAGACGUUUUUGGUACGAAAUGGAAGUGUGAAAGUGCUUGAAAAAGGAGUAGAAGAAUAUGUUAAUACAGUCGAACAAUCCAUGCAAGCCAGCUUUUCCUCUCAUCCCGAUCAAGGUGUGUAA